Molecule: messenger RNA, 513 nt
Organism: Nicotiana tabacum (common tobacco)
Lineage: Eukaryota; Viridiplantae; Streptophyta; Magnoliopsida; Solanales; Solanaceae
Source: RefSeq, a predicted model, not a curated record
AUGGGAGACGGGAAGAGGAAUAAUGCUUCGAAAGUCUAUGUUGUAUUUCGUAGUAAGAGGAUUGGAUUAUACAACUCCUGGCAUCAGUGUGAUCCUAUGGUUACUGGUGUCAAGGGUAGCAUCUUCAAGGCUUUCAAAUCGUAUGAUGAAGCCAUAACAACGUUCAAUGAGUUUAAAAAAAGUUAUCAAGCUGAUAAUAUAUCGGCAUCGAAGGUGUAUAUGAUAUUUCAUGGUAAAAGUCUCGGAUUAUACAACCCUUGGUGUGAGUGUGCUCCUAUGAUUAUAGGUUUCAAAGGAAGCAUCUUCAAGUCUUACAAAUCUUAUGAGGAAGCUAUAGCAACAUUCAAUGAAUUUCAAGAAGAAAAUGCUGACAGUGAAGAACCAUCUUCAAGUUCGUUUGUAGAUGAAAAUGGUGUAGGGGUUGAAGGUGACAAUGGAGCAAGUGUUAUUUUAUCUGUAUUGUUAGCUGGAAUGUUUGUAGGGAUGAAGAUAUCAGAAAAUUGUUCAGUUUGA